AAUAUGAAAAAGAACAGUGCUGAAAUUGGAACAACAACGGACGUCACUCAGGAAUUAUUAAAACAAAUGCAUUACCCGACCUUAGAGAAAGAGGAGCAAGUCGCAACAUCCGUGAAGCCGAAAAAGUCUAGAAACAAAGAACGAAAUCGUAAUAAGAAGAUUUGCAGCGAUCUACGAAUUGCAGAACUUGGAGCCUCUACGGAGAUCGCACACAUGGCGUUGAGACAACGGUCAGCUGUUCCUAUAAUUAUCAAAUCAGAGUCCCACAUGAAAAGAAGCGAAUCCAAGAGUCUAUGCUUACUUGAACGAGACUCAGGUCCAACAAUAACUGAGUCUGAUUAUAGUUCGAAAAACAUGCAAAAUAUACCUUGGCUGGACCGCCGUUUUGGGAGCAUUUUAAAAAUCCCUUAUAUUUAUUUCAGAAAAAAUAUCUUGGAUCGAAGUUCUCUGGUGAGCAUGCUGAUGUCCAGCGAUAGAAAGUCCAGUCGUUUGUUUACGAAACUCAAAACAAUAUUUAAUGAAGAAAUCACCAGGCAUCAAAAGCGCGGUUUAAAGAAAUUGUUUUCGACGAUAAAUAGAAAAAGUAUUCCGUAUAAAUUAGGCUGGUUGUCUGCUAAGAAAGCCUCACCACGAAAAUUAAGAUAUAGAUGCAAGCACUACAAGAAAUCUCAUAGCUACCGUUGUAUGCGUGCGCAGGCGAUGCGUUUGGCUGGACCAACUGCUAGCGAAUUGCGAUCUUACCGCUCGAAGAUAAAAAAAGUACUUCCUAAAAGUGCGCUAAAUCGUGUGGUAAGCUAUAAUCGUCACUACGAAACAAUGUUGAUGAUGCAAGCUGGGAACUUAAAUCCACGUAGAACCGCUAAUAGACCCAUUAAAAUAUAAAACGGG
Molecule: messenger RNA, 888 nt
Organism: Pieris rapae (cabbage white)
Lineage: Eukaryota; Metazoa; Arthropoda; Insecta; Lepidoptera; Pieridae
Exons: 15
Coding region: 4-882 (292 amino acids)
Source: RefSeq, a predicted model, not a curated record